AUGCCACUCCCAGCAGACGCCACAGAGACCUCGCACGAGCCCCUGAAGCUGCCGGAGGACGAGAUGGAGCUCGUGGCGGCGAGGCUGGACGUCGACCUGGGCCCCGUCGGCGGCAGCAGCACGAGGGGCCCCCACCGCGAGCGACUCAGGGCCCGGUCGCGCACCAACAAGUUCCUCAUCCACUCCUACCUGCGCGGCGGCGGGGGCGUGCUGGCCGAGGCGCUCAACCUGCACGCGGACGACCUGUUCUUCCUCUACCAGCCUCUCUACAAGCUCCAGGAGGAAGGGCCCGAAUAUGGCACGGAGGUCCUCAGCACCAAGAAGGCACCUCAGGCCCUAAAAUGGCUAAAUCACGCUUACAACUGCACAUUCGAAGGGCACGAGGACAUGAUACAUGCCCCUUACCUGUGGAAAUCUCACUCCAUCAGGAACACUUUCAGAAAAAAAUGCCAGGCGAAGAAGAUGUGGAUAACUCAGUGCCUCCAGGAAGCUUGCUCAGAUCGUCAACUCAGGGCCAUAUUCACUAUUCGUCUUGGCAUUGACCACAUCUCAGAACUGAUCAAGUUGUAUGGAGAGGAAUUCAAGGUUGUGGUGGUUAUCAGGGAUCCUCGGGCCAUUCUUAGUGCACGUCGAAGAGAAAAUUUAGGGCCUACACUGAAUACUCCUCUUACUUUUAGACAACAGGCUGCUUUGUUGUGUUCCAGUAUGGCAGCCGAUAUUACCCUGGCUAAUGAACUGACAGACCGAUACCCUGGCUCUGUUAUGAUACUUCAUUAUGAGCACCUGUUGACUGAGCCCCUUGAGGUGCUUACACACCUCUAUGAUUUCCUAGGUCUUAAUGCGACAUCCUCACAUUUGAACAAAGUGAUUCGCAUUCUGAAACUGGAUCGUCAACAAGAAGUGCUUAUCCAGGUGUUGAAGGCAUGGCAGGUUGAACUGACGCUGCGGGAAAGCAGGUCAGUGGACUACGGCUGUAGCCAUACCUAUGAGAAGCUAGGCUACUUCCCUGUGCCUAAAGCUAUUACAAACAAAGACAACUACUUUGUUUCAUGGGAUCAGGCAAGAAUGAAAGAACAUUAAAAUUAGAGGUCAACAUGUUCCUUAAUGUAUUGUUUCGGGUACUUUGUUUCUCUAUUUCUUCUUGUUUGAGUUUCUAUAUACUGGACAUCUAUGCUAAUUAAAUUUGUGUCAGUCAUUUCUUGUAAAUGUUCACCAAGGUUUUCACUAUACAUUCCUCCUGUGCUGUCAAAAUUGGUGUGUUGGUAAAUCUAAAACAUAGGAUGAAAAAAACACCAAAUGAGUAAGUAAAUAAAUAAAUAAAUAAAAUGUAUUAUAAACUGAUAUAUGAUAAAAAUAUUCUACAUAAAACUACAUAUCAUAUAAACAUUCAUAUCAUAUCUUAAGAUGCAUAUUUAUAAUGCUGUAAAUUAACUGCUUAAGAAAGUUUAUAUUGUAUAGGUUUUCACUGUUUACACCUUAAUAAACAAUGAAAUAUACAAUGCAGAGUGAAGUAUACAAAACCUCAGACUUAUAAUUUCAGAUUUUGUACUGUUAUCAAAAGGAAGAAAAAUAAACGUAAGACAUACAUCACUUAUUUAGAUAUAAACACAUGCAUACACAUACACACAUAUCUUAACAAAAGACAGUAUCUCAGUACACUAUCUGCUAAAAAUUGAUGAAGGUUCAAUUAUACUUUAGAAUUAUAGUUUGAUUAUGCAAUAGUUGAAGAAAAGAUGAAAAUGUAAGAAGCAAUGUGUUUACAAUGUGUGUUUGUUCCUGGGAGUGAUUAUCACAUGUGUUUGUGUUUUUGACAAUAAAGAGUCCUCCUAUC
Penaeus vannamei (Pacific white shrimp) is the source of this 1831-nucleotide messenger RNA. The record is from RefSeq and is a predicted model, not a curated record. Lineage: Eukaryota; Metazoa; Arthropoda; Malacostraca; Decapoda; Penaeidae.